Messenger RNA from Mytilus californianus (California mussel), 2919 nucleotides. RefSeq lists its product as uncharacterized. The transcript has 5 exons. The record is from RefSeq and is a predicted model, not a curated record. Bases 380 to 1234 code for a protein of 284 amino acids. Lineage: Eukaryota; Metazoa; Mollusca; Bivalvia; Mytilida; Mytilidae.
ACAAAAAACUUAUCAUAUUAUAUAUUUUGAUAUACAUCCAGAAAAUAUUAAUGUCAACAUAACAUCAAAACUACUUGACGAUAUUUUUGGAGAGAAAAGAAUCAUAAUGACUUAUUAAAAACCAAUUCCUAUCCGGUGUUGAACAGUGCGUGAUUAAGAGCUAUUAAUUGUUUUCCUUAGGCAUUGAUUUGGCUUUCCUUUAUGGAGAGUACCUAAAGAUUUUAAAUAUAGAAAUAGCUAUCCUAUUUUCAUUACUUUAAUGUCAUCAAAGAUACCAGCCUUCUCAAUCAGAAGUAUGAAUUUAUCUGUACUGAGAGAGUGAGCAGUUUUUAUUUAAAGAACAUAAACUCUCAGAAGAUUUGAACAUCGAUAAACUAUAAUGUUGUCAAUAUUGAUAUAUUUUCUGAUUUAUUUGAUAUUUGUGUUAGGUGUUCGUGCAGACUUUUUAACACUACAGUUUCCAAUUAACAGCGAAGAUGAAGUAGUUGAAAUGUAUAGGGAAUAUUUUAAAAAGCAGCCAAAUGUGAAAGUAGCUGUACUGGAUCACAUUACUAGUCAAUCAGCCAUAAGAAUGCCUUUAGAAAAGUUAAUACCUUUGUGUAAAGAAUUUGGAGUAAUGACAUUAAUAGACGGUGCCCAUGCACCAGGACAAAUACCCCUUAAUCUGAAGGAGCUCGAUGCUGAUUUUUAUUCAGGAAAUCUUCACAAGUGGCUAUAUACCCCUCGAGGUUGUGCGAUAUUGUAUGUGAAGAAGAAGCAUCAAGAUUGGGUUAGGCCAACUGUGACAUCACAUGGUUAUAAAACCACUUUUCAAAAUGAUUUUUUCAAACAAGGAACACGUGAUGAUAGUCCAUAUUGCGUUGUACCGGAGGCAAUACAAUUUUAUACAGAUUUAGGAGGCUACGAGAAAAUAAGAGUUUAUACUGACGAUUUAUUGAACACAUCUACAGAAUUACUCACUUCUUCAUGGAAGACAGAAAAACUACAAAUACCAAAAUCAAUGGAAGCUCCUUUCAUGAGAUUGGUUCGGCUACCAGAACUUAAGCAAACAUCGAUGAAAAGUAUUGAUGAUGGCGAACGACGUAUUGUAGAAAUCAUCGUAAACCAUGGUAUAGUUCCGUGUAUUACCUUUGUGGACGGUAAAGUCUACUGUCGACUGAGUGCCAAUGUUUAUAACACAAAGGAUGACUACCAGAUAUUGUGUGACUUAGUACUUAAAAUGAUUGAUAAAUAGUAUGGUAUAGAAUAAUUUCAUAUAGAGCUGCGAUAGAAUUUUUUUUAUUAUUAAUUUUCAUUUCAUAUAUUAUAUAUAUAUAUAUAUAUAAAAGGGUCAGUCGUUCGACUGAAUCCAAACAUAUGUGUAUCUUCAUUUCAUACAAAUAGUUUUACCCAAUCUCCGUUUAUAUAUGUAUGAAUGGUAAUCAGCGGGAGGAUUGGGAAAUAUUUGGGUUAAGGAAAUCAAUGUUUUCACCUGGAAGAAUGAUAGAAUGAAAUAGUUUUUAUCUUUCAAAAUGUAUGGAUCAGUCAUCAUGUUAGGAUGGAUAGAUGCAUUUUGGGGAGUAUAAAUACAUUUGGGAAUGUAUAGAUACAUUUUUGAUGCAGAAAUAAAUUACAUUUUUAUUAUGGAGGAGGGUCUGUAUACAAUCCAGGGCACAUGGCUACGCCAUCCACCUUUUAUUUGUGAUUGUGUUGCCAAGUUUUUAAGUUUGCUGUAUAUCGUUUUAUGGACUGUAGUUUGUCUGUUCGUCUUUUGUUUCGACAAUGAUGUCUCAUUUCAACUUCGUACUUUAUUUGGCCUUUUAAACUUUUUUAGUUCGAGCGUCACUGAUGAAUCUUUUGUAGACGAAACGCGCGUCUAGGUACAACAUUUUUAUCCUGGUAUCUAACAUGAGUUUAUUAUGAAUUUGGAUUGUUCCCCUUAUUAUCUUAUCCAAUUUUGUUAUUUUUGGUAUUAAGUUAAUUGCCUUAAUCUAUUAUGUUAAAUAUGAAAUAAAUUUUAUAUCUUCAAUUUCGAAGACUUUAACAUCUCUUAUAUACUAUACAAUACCAAAUAAUUACAAAUACAAAAAGAGUACUAGUAAUCAGUACUGAUGAAGUGUUUUGAGAUAACAUAAUAUAUGAGCUAAACUCUUUACCUUUUCCUACCCAUACCUUAACAGUCCAAGAUUUACUAAACCAUAACCCUCAACGUAUUGACAUUUCAAAUCAUAUGAUUUUAUCUUUUUGCACAAGGGUGAUUUUGUUCUUAUUUUGAUGUAUGCUACGUGCCUGAAAUAUGGUACAUUCGAAGGGUCUACUGUACGGACCAAAACCCACCAGGAACGCGCAGAGCUAAACGUCUGGAAAAGAGAAAAGUUUAUAAAUUCAUGUGACAACAGAGGAAUUUUAGGCCAAAAAUUGAGAAAAAAAUUACUUAUUGCAUGAAAUUGGUGGAACCCAUUUUAAGAUAUGCUGCAUUUUGAACAAUCUCACCUAUGACAUCCCAUACAAUACCAAAUAUGUUUAUGCGUUUUAAAAGACUGGCCAGCCAAAUUGAUGUUACCUUAUCAAUUUCUCUUUUUCAAUAUUUACGAUAUCCAAAUAGCAUAGUGUAAAUCAACUGAUCCAAAUUUCAUAUUUUAAGUUGAUUGUGUAUCAAAUUGUUCUUAUUAUAUUUGUGUAAACAUAAUUUAUAUAAAUGCUGCAUUAAUAAUGAAUUAAAUGACAUUUCAUAGAAUAUUUGCUAAAAGCACCAAUUGCAAGUUUUGUGAUCAUUUCUUAUUCUAAGAUGUGUUUAUCAGCUUAAAACUUUAUUCUUGUUUAUUUUAUAGAUAUGACUUUGUGAUAUUUUUAUAUAAAAAAAGAUGAAGCUGUACAUUCUCUAUACGAUACAAAUUAUAGUGGUUAUAGUGUUGAAAGAAUACAUAAAAACAUAUUUAA